Pantherophis guttatus is the source of this 2117-nucleotide messenger RNA. Lineage: Eukaryota; Metazoa; Chordata; Lepidosauria; Squamata; Colubridae. The record is from RefSeq and is a predicted model, not a curated record.
AAUAUACAAAAGUAUGAAGGCUAUUGCUUAACGCAUUGUAAGCCACCCUGAGUCUCCGGAGAAGGGCGGCAUAUAAAUCAAAUUAAAAAAAAAAAGAGAGAGAGACUGGACUGCCAUCGGUCAAAAAUGGUGUAGGGUUUCCUGUUUGGGCAGGUGGUUGGACUAGAACAGGGGUCCCCAACCUUUCGGACCUCAGGGACCACUAAAUUCAUAAUUUUAAAUCCCGCGGACCACUAAUACGAUCUGCCUAAUGACCGGAUGGGUAGGCGUGGCUAGGUGGUCAUGUGACUGGGUGGGCGUGGACAACUCGAUGUCACUCAAGUCGAGGGGUGCCUUGCCGGCUUCUACUCACCCCUCCCCUCCUACCACUCCUCGCCUCCCCAUCUGGGCUCCUUAGGGCCCCAACAGGAAGCAGUUGUUGGCGCUAAGCAGCCACUACGAGAAAGAGUUGGCAUAACAGCCCAGUUCAAAUUGGAUCUGACCGAAAAGGAGGCUCAGCAGAAGCACCUCACUGAGGACUAGGAGCAUAGACUUUCCAAGCAGAGGGAAGAGUGCAAGGCCAGGUACCGGCGCCUGGAGGCUCAGCGGGCUGAGAUGGUCAGCCAGUUCCAGGACAUGAUGCAGUCCCACUGGAACGAGGCCAUCCGGCUCUUCCCCACCAGCGGCACUUCCCUCCAGCCUUCGCCCAAAGCCCCUCAACCAGGAGGCCGAAGCGGACCCCGAAUCGGAAUUUCUGACCCACACAAAAAGACCCCAAAGGGGGAGACUCUCUGCAGCAACACAAACAUUCAUUGCACCUAUCCGUCCCAGGGCCCGUAGUUUGAGGACCCCUGAUUUAGUGCAAUAUAAAAAAAAAAUGCAAAUAAUUUUUCUGCAGACCACCAAAACUUUCUCGCCGACCAUCAGUGGUCCAUGGACCACCAGUUGGUUGACAGCUGACCUACAUGAUCCCUUCCAACUCUGUUAAUCUGUAUUCCAACUAACGGGCAUCUCUUUCUUUUCGUGGCCACAUGAUAUUGCAGCAAUUUCCCUCCUUAGCUGGUGCUGAUUUACUCUGCGUUGUGUUUCGGUGUCUCCGAUUUAAACCGCUGAGUCACAUUAGUAGUUGUCGUAAAUAGUUGAGCGUUGAACUUCACCUUGAUUGCUGUAAAAUGUGCUAAAAGUUUCCUUUUUUUUUUUUUAUUAUGGGAGGCGGCUGCAGAAUAUAAAGCGGCAGAUACCUGGUGAGUUUAAUGGCUACUACACUGAGAUGCUUACGGAUGAUACACACGGAAGGUGUUAAUUUUUAGGAGCCUUAGAACGGUUGCUGACCGCAGUGAGUAGAAAACCUUCCUUCUGGAAACGGCCUUCCCUUUCCUAGACAAUGUGCUGAUCCACAGGCCAUCAGCCAAAGGGUUCAGUUCCUGCAUCAGAGCCGAGUCUUCCCCUUUGCCAAUAAAGAAUUUUUUUUGUGAAGACGAAAGAAUGACUCAGUCCCCGGGACACCACGAGGAUGGGACCUGUUCCUGCCACCCGUUUUCAGUGCAAAGUGUUCACCAGACUCUGGAUGAGAUGGAUUUUGAGAGAGGGAUCUGGAAUGCUGCGCUGAAUGGAGAUCUGGAAGGGGUCAAGAAACACAUCCUGAGCCGUGGGAAACCUAAUGAGCCAGAUCCUUUUGGAUACACAGCUUUGCACUAUGCCAGUCGCAACGGGCAUUAUGACAUCUGCCUUUUCCUCCUGGGCCACGGAGCUUCCUGCAAUGUCCGCACCCAUGGCGGGGCCAGCCCCCUGCAUCGAGCGGCUUACUGCGGUCACACAGCAAUAGCCAAGCUGCUGCUGGACCACGGAGCUGAUCCAGCUGCCACGGACGACGAUGGGAAGACGUCCCUCCAUAAGGCGGCAGAGAAUGGGCACCAGGGAAUCUGCGAGCUCAUCUUGGAGCAGCACCCUCAGCUGAGGCAUAUGCAGGACAAGAGCCAGAGACGUGCUGGUGACUUGGUUCCUGCCAAGAAUGAAGGCUUGCGGAAGAAACUUUUAGACCUCUGAUUUGUUCCUUGAAAAAGCUGCCUGUUCCUUAAGCCAAAUGUCCAUGUUUGCAUCUUCUCUUCCGAAAUUAGAAAGAAGCAGCUGAAACUGAA